AUGACCUCACGAGCAUCGGCGAACUCCCGCUUGAAUCUUUUCUCCAAGCACCUCGACUCCAAGCCAUUCCUCGAGCUUAACACACCUUUCUCCACGGAACGCAGCGGAACUCUAGAAGACGCACAAGGCAAUCGCAUCCAGCGCAACAAGCCUCAGGAACUCAAGAAAGUCGAACCACAACAACCAAAGAAGGAAGAAUCACCCAAGAUGGCAUCCUCUCAGGCUCCUCACCCGGCUUUGAUGAUCCCUGGCCCCAUCGAGUUUGACGAUGAGGUCCUCAAGUCUAUGAGCUUCUACAGUGAAUCGCAUGUUGGCCAGCCGUUCGUCAACUGCUUCAGUGAAGUCCUCCAGAACCUCCGUAAGCUCUUCCAGACCACCAACCCCGCAUCGCAACCUUUCGUCAUCUCCGGCUCCGGCACACUCGGGUGGGAUCAGGUCGCUGCCAACCUGGCUGAGCCUGGUGAUGAUGUUCUCGUCCUCCACACUGGAUACUUCGCCGACUCGUUCGCCGACUGCUUCGAGACAUACGGCGCCAAGGUCACACAGCUGAAGGCACCCAUUGGUGAACGACCGCAGCUGGACGAGAUAGAGAAGGCCCUCAAGGAGAAGAAGUACAAGAUCCUCACAGUCACACACGUUGACACAUCCACCGGUGUGCUUAGCGAGCUCAAGGCAUUGAGCGACCUCAUUGAGAAAGUCAGCCCCGAGACACUGCUGGUUGUCGAUGGUGUAUGCAGUGUCGGUAGCGAGGAGAUCCGCUUCGAUGACUGGAAGCUUGAUGUUGUGCUCACAGCAUCACAGAAGGCCAUCGGGUGUCCUGCCGGUCUCAGCAUCCUGAUGGCUUCUGGCAAAGCGAUUGAGGUCUUCAAGAACAGGAAGACAAGACCCACAUCUUACUUUGGAUCAUGGAAGAACUGGCUGCCAAUCAUGCAGAACUACGAAGCCAAGAAGGCAUCCUACUUUGCUACACCAUCGCCGCAACUUGUCCACGCCCUGGAUACUUCUCUCAAGCAGAUCUUGUCACGCCCUCUGGAGCAGCGUUUCGCCGACCACAAGGCUGCAUCGCAGAAGAUCAAGAAGGCCGUUGCCGACUUUGGUCUAAAGCAGCUUGCCUCCAAGCCUGAGAACCAGGCCAAUGGCAUGACCGCCAUCUACCUGCCCGAGGGCAUCACACCCCCUGAUGUCCUUCCUUCUCUUCUGAAGAAGGGUGUCAUCUUCGCUGGUGGUCUGCACAAGGAGAUCGCUACCAAGUACAUCCGAUGCGGACAUAUGGGUGUCAGUGUCACAGACCCAAAUCGCAAGGAUCUCACCAAGGCAAUUGAGAGCUUGAAGGAGGCAUUGACUGAGGUUGGGCACAAGGCAUAA
Molecule: messenger RNA, 1365 nt
Organism: Ascochyta rabiei
Lineage: Eukaryota; Fungi; Ascomycota; Dothideomycetes; Pleosporales; Didymellaceae
Exons: 3
Coding region: 1-1365 (454 amino acids)
Cellular component (GO): peroxisome
Molecular function (GO): L-alanine:glyoxylate transaminase activity; L-serine:pyruvate transaminase activity
Source: RefSeq, a predicted model, not a curated record